Colletotrichum phormii is the source of this 249-nucleotide messenger RNA. RefSeq lists its product as uncharacterized. The record is from RefSeq and is a predicted model, not a curated record. Lineage: Eukaryota; Fungi; Ascomycota; Sordariomycetes; Glomerellales; Glomerellaceae. Bases 12 to 248 code for a protein of 78 amino acids. The transcript has a single exon.
UCCUAUUAAUUAUGUAUUGCAUGUCACUCUCACUCGCUCACACACCUCUAGCAUCGUGCCUCCGCUCUGCGCGCGCUUUCGCUCUUACACCAUGCGCUAGGAAUUCUCUCGCCCGCUCUCACCCGCGUUUACACCCCCUCCCCUCUCCCCCAAGCAGUAGUCUGCCCUUGUUCCCCAUCUUACAGCACACGCCCCCCUCGUCCACUUGGUUAUUGCGAUCACACCCCCCCCCCCACCCUUCCCCAUAAC